Messenger RNA from Metopolophium dirhodum (rose-grain aphid), 662 nucleotides. RefSeq names its product larval cuticle protein A2B-like. The transcript is spliced from 2 exons. The record is from RefSeq and is a predicted model, not a curated record. Gene Ontology annotation, cellular component: extracellular matrix. Lineage: Eukaryota; Metazoa; Arthropoda; Insecta; Hemiptera; Aphididae. Bases 102 to 506 code for a protein of 134 amino acids.
AAGCAGCUUGCAAUAACAGUCAUUGUCAAUAUUGUCAUUCAGUGUUUCACGAACAAAAAUAAUAAAUAAAAAUAGUGAAACGCUGACUCCAAGAAAUCACAAUGGUUAUUAAUCUUUACAUCAUAUUUUCCGUGGUCAUGACAUUAUCAAGUCUCGCAGCGUCAUUUCCGUCUUUGAAUGAUUUCGACGAACACGACGAACACCAACAUCAUUCGCAAGUUUCAAAUUCUUAUCACUUCAAGUACGCCGUUCACGACCCGGUGACCGGUGACGAGAAAAGCCACAACGAAGUUAGUGACGGACAUGGCACGGUCAAGGGGACGUACAGUCUAGUCGAACCAGACGGUUCCAUUCGUGUAGUGGAGUACACGGCUGAUGACGUCCACGGCUUCAGAGCCGAAGUCAAGAAAAUCCAACCGCAGCAUAAACCCUCGUCUACAGAACACACAUUUGACUUGGCCGAGCAUAAGGUGCCAUAUUUCCCAAACCCAACGAUCAUGAAAUGAUUUCGUCAAACUGAGAAUAUUAUUUUGUUUCAAUAUUUUUAUGAUGACAUGUCAUAAUAGUAUGCAGCAAGCCUAGUUUUAGAGACUUGCAUCAUUGUUUUGUAUAUUAUAAUAAUUAUGCUAUUGUAUGAAUAUAUAUUAUUUUUGCCAUUUUUA